Molecule: messenger RNA, 534 nt
Organism: Camelus dromedarius (Arabian camel)
Lineage: Eukaryota; Metazoa; Chordata; Mammalia; Artiodactyla; Camelidae
Gene: GNG5
Product: G protein subunit gamma 5
Exons: 3
Coding region: 87-293 (68 amino acids)
Biological process (GO): G protein-coupled receptor signaling pathway
Cellular component (GO): heterotrimeric G-protein complex
Molecular function (GO): G-protein beta-subunit binding
Source: RefSeq, a predicted model, not a curated record
GCCCCGCCCCGCCUCGCCGUCUGGCCCCGCGGACCCAGCAGCGACCCACCGUCGGACCGCGGAUCUGCCUGGCUCUUGGGUGCGCCAUGUCUGGGUCCUCCAGCGUCGCCGCUAUGAAGAAGGUGGUUCAACAGCUCCGGCUGGAGGCUGGGCUCAACCGCGUGAAGGUUUCCCAGGCUGCUGCAGAUUUGAAACAGUUCUGUCUGCAGAAUGCGCAACAUGACCCCUUGCUGACUGGAGUGUCUUCAAGUACGAAUCCCUUCAGACCCCAGAAAGUCUGUUCCUUUUUGUAGUAAAACAAAUCUUUGAAAGGUUUUCUAAACCAGUUUCCAUGAACCAGUGACUAUUCAAAGCAGAGCUAAAUCUGAAGCCUGUACAAACGCCUGUCUCUGUAACACGUGCCAUACUAUACAAACUUCUACUUUUAUCAGUCCUUGACAUCUACCUCUCUGAAUUUUCAUGAAUUUCUUAUUCACAAGGUUAAUUAUUUUAUAUACACUGGCAGCAGCGUACAAUAAAAUACUUAGUAUAAAA